AAUAUAUGCCCUCCAAUUUGGUUGACGGAGUAGGAACAAAUGCAUUUGAAAUUAAGAAAAGAAAAGAAAAAAGAUAAACGAAAAGCAGCUCCUGCUUUGAUAACCACAUGUAAGCUAACAAGUGGUAGAUACUUGUGUGUAUAUAUACAGAAAUGGACAGAUCCGAUGCUCCCGGGCAUUCGAGCCUCACCUGUGCCUCAGCAGGGAAAGAAGAAAGAAACUACUUUGGCCGUAAAAUUUGAGGAUUAGUAGAAUGGCAUUAGGCUAACAAGACAGUAGCAGAUAAUUUUGUUUUUGGGUUGUUAAAAUGGGGGGUUACAUUUAGAGAUGAAAAUGGGAGGGUUAAAAAUGUUGGGGUGAAUGGCCAUGACCCACCAAAUGUGAUAUACGCCAUUUGGGAAUGGGUCUAUUCGAUUUCAUCGUGGCAAAAUAAGGAUUGUUACUUACAUUGGUGGUUCUAAGUAUUUCAGGCAGAAAUUUGUGAUUUGAGAGGUGUUUUCGCGAGGAUUCUGAUAUAAACCCGGGUAAGAAUUUUGAAAUUUUCUGCCUUCGUAGCUGAUCUAUGCUUGCUGCUGGAUAUUCUGACCUCGUAUUUGAAUUGGUUUGUUGCCAUUUUUGUUGGGUUUUAUUUGUUUGAACUGGGUAUCUAUACAACCGAGUUUGGUACUUUUCAUUUAUGUCAAAUCCAACUGGGUCCUGGCCAUAUUUGUCAAAAUCCAUCUUUAAAAAAAAUUAAUCACUUUUUUGGCUUCUGGGUACUUUGGAUUGAAUGAAAUUCUGCUGCCUGGGGCAACUUUAGGAUCAAGUGUUUGUUACAACAUUUAGGUCAGGAAUCUACUUUUGGCUGAUCCCCAUAGCUUCUAAUCAAUCAAUCUUAUGCGGCAUGCUGAGAAGCGCCUUUUGAUCUGUAAACAGAAUAGGGAAGGCCUUUGUGAGGAGGUCUUAUAUUCUAGUCCUUGAGUUGACCUUUGGAAAAUUUCUGCUCGGGUUUUUUCAGUGCUGGUAGUUUCUUCUUAAUCAGGCUCGUAAAAGUGUUUAGAUUUGGCAGUGAUUGUAUUGGGGUUCGUUUAAAGGCAGAUUCUAAUUCAUCAUAGAUUGAAUUAGAUUUGCAAAGAGAAUUAUAAGGACGAACAAAAAUGGAAGGCGAGAUGAUGUCAAUGGAGGAGGAUAUAGAUAAAGGUGAGACUGUGAAAGAAGCCUUGCAGGGCACCCUCUGGCACCAUACUGGGAAUUGUCUGGUGGAAACUGAGAGUUCUGCAACGCCAAAUCCAGUUUGCUCUGGAAUGGACAGUGACAAUCAGCUUGGUCAUAGAAACAAUGCUGGCACCGGCAUCGGUGAGAGAGGGGAAUCCAGCUGUGGUUAUUCAUCUGGAGGAGAGAUCGGUGUUUCACCAAAAAUCAGAGGAUCUACAAAUGGUUCUAAUCAUAGAAACAUAGUCCACUUCAGGACGGAUCAUGAUUCAGAGCUGGGUAGACAGGAUAAGGUUGGAGAGGAUUCAAAGCGGAGCAGGCAGGAUAAAGCCGAGUUAGGCCGAUCUUUCCAGAGUGCCGUAAGUUCACAUGAUUGGGCUCUUGCAGAAAGUCUAAUUCCUUUAGCAGACACCCAGAGGUUGAAUGAUGCCUUGUGUAUCGCUCUGGAUUCCAUCUGGUUUUUAAGCACCCAGCAGGAGCUUGCAGGUGUUACAAAGUUGAUCGAGAAACUUAUCAGACGUGGGGCUCAUGACUUUACUCGUGCAGCUCUUAGAACAUCAUUCCUUGCUUCCUGUGUUUCAGCUUGCCGGAGUCGUACGAUGAGCUUGGCAGACACAGUCACCCUCAUGGCCCAAAGGUUGCGAGAGCGCCUUCAGGAGUGCAAUGGUGAUGAGGUACUGAAGGCUGAGGCUGCUGCAAAGGUACAAAGAUUUACUGAAUGGGCUCUUAAGUGCAUUGGUUCCCAUUCUCGUGGUCAAGGAAGUGCUGACAGAGUAACACACAGUUCAGCCAUUGAGAUCCAACUACAGCUAUCAGCUUUUAAAACAUUUUUGGAUCUUGCGGGGGACCGGUUGACAGGAAAAGACUUCACGGAGGCCUUUGAUGCAGCUUGCUUUCCCCUCACUCUCUUUUCUAGUGCAAUUGAUCCAGGUUGGGCGUCUGGAAUUGCAGCAAGUGCAAUGCAAGGAUUGUUAGGAAUGCUUGUAGAAGGAGGAGCUGAUAAUGUCAAUCAGUGCUUCCUUGAAGCUGCAAGGUUUGGAAGCACUGAACUUGUGCGGAUUCUUCUACAUAUUGCCCAACGAAACAGUUUGGAUGUGGAUGUGGAUCUUGCACUGGGAUUUGCUUCUCACUACAGAAAAAUCAGCACAAUGGAAUGCCUUGUGGAGGAGGGGAAUGCAGUUGCAUUUUUAGGGCCACUCAUGCGAGCUGCAGAGAGGGGAGACAUGCCAGUUGUGAAAUGGUUUGUAGAGAGAGGUUGCAGAGACAUGGAGCUCUGUCUUGCGCUCACAGCAGCAGCGUCAAGUAGCAAAGUGGAAAUAGCCACUUAUCUAUUGCCACAUGUGCCUCAGAAUGUCCUCUCAACAUUGAGUGUAGAAAUUAUAAAGGCUGCUGGGGAGCGCAGUGGUGGUUCCUUGAAGGGUGUAGCUUUCCUUUUGCAAGCAGAUUUCCUCAAUAAUCCUGAAGCUACAUACCAGGCUGCAAACAACAUUGCAAAAUCAGAGGAUGAAGCAGUAACAUCAGAACUACGGACUUUCUUACUAGAAAACUGGUCCGAGGAAGCAUUCUUGCGUGGUCGGUUGUUUGGACAGGAUCACUACUUAAAUGUGAUGAGAGUUAUCAUGCGAGGCUUGCCUCCUCUUUAUAUACAGGAUCUCCCUAAUCAGCUGCAGGUGGCUAUAGCAUACUUACCAUUGUACAAAGAAUGUUUUGAUGCUGGAGGAGUGCUUCUGUCACAGUGGUUGAGGGGUCAGCUAGUAGAAGCAGCAUGGAGGCUUAGUAGAGGUGUUUUCAACACACAGGAAGAACUUUUAGGCCGCAGCAAGGAUGAUCUACUUGCCAUUUUAGAGUCCAACUUACCGGCAUUUUUGCUAUGCAAUUUCUGUUGAUAAAGUUUGUGCUUACUCUUGCUUGUGAAUAUUUACUGCCAAAGGUAUUCUACUAUGGGUAUAGGAUCAUUCAUGGCAGAGCAUCUCCCUGGGACAUCUUAGGUAAUGUUACUCUGGGAGUCACAUUUCAUGAAUUUAGCAUGAUAGCUGCUCCCAUACACAACAUUUGUGCACUUCUUCAAUGCCAGGUUUUUGGGCGAUUCUCUUAUCCCAAGUCAUGUAUAAUUUAUGAUACUAGAUUGCAUGAGAAACAAGUUUUUGGGGGAUAUGUACGGAUGACUAGAAAAUGUCCACUGUCUUCUAAUCUUGUGGAGGUUCUUUUCUAGGUCAUGAUAGGUAUCUUGUCUGUAGUUUUAAAUUGAACUGAUGGUUCUAUCCAGAUUUUGUGAAAUACUUUCUAAACAGGGGCUGAGGAUAUGUAUUGAAAAAUGUGAAGACCAACCUUCUCCCAGUUGUUAUUCAAGGCAUGGCAUAGGAAGUCUUUAUAGAUAAUUGAAGAAGGCUUGCUGUUAGAGUGCAAAUGCACAAGGAUGGGCUUGAUGUUGUUAAAACAGGGAUUUGGGAUCCUUCCAAAUUUUCUGAGUAGAUACUGUUGCUAUAACUGGCGAGCUUAUUAAUCGUACAAAUUUAAACCA
Molecule: messenger RNA, 3712 nt
Organism: Cryptomeria japonica (Japanese cedar)
Lineage: Eukaryota; Viridiplantae; Streptophyta; Pinopsida; Cupressales; Cupressaceae
Product: ankyrin repeat protein SKIP35
Exons: 3
Coding region: 1137-3077 (646 amino acids)
Source: RefSeq, a predicted model, not a curated record